This is a messenger RNA of Rhinichthys klamathensis goyatoka, 1511 nucleotides long. RefSeq lists its product as uncharacterized. The record is from RefSeq and is a predicted model, not a curated record. NCBI's taxonomy places the organism in Eukaryota, Metazoa, Chordata, Actinopteri, Cypriniformes, Leuciscidae. The transcript is spliced from 9 exons. Bases 325 to 1509 code for a protein of 394 amino acids.
UUACACUACAUUUACUCUUAAGGAGUUGAUUUAACAACAAAUAGUGAAAGAUACCCCCUAGUGUUGGUGAAAAUUAUCAGAGUUAAAUUGUCUCGGUAACUUUACUCUGUUAAGCUCCGCCCCUCAAUCUCACCAGAUCAGACUUGAAUUUCCUCGUGGUCGUCGCCAUUUUCUUCUACAUCGCACCGAAUGGUAAGCUCUUUUAAGUAACACGUUAAAACUAUUUUAUGUGAAUAAAUGUGUAAUAUUACUGUAUAUGUUGUAGUUUGAUGAACUUUGUGUAAUGUGAUCCGUUCAAACUCCGAAUGGAACAACUUCGCGAGCAUGUUGGUUAAGGUGAAACUUGGGGAUGGCCAAAAAUUUGUUAAAAUAUCCGAGCUGAGCCUGAAGGAAUUUUUGUCUGCUGCUUUUUUAAAGUUUGGUGUCCCAACUGUACCCGAGAAUGUGAAGGUUGUUGAUGAAUCGGGGACUGAGGUGGAUGAGGAUGUUUUUGAGGAUAUAGUUAAAGAUCCCUCAGUUGGUGUUCUCACCAUAAAACAUGGUGCAGACUUGGAAUCUGCCUCUCCACAAGCCUCUCCUGUGCAGUUAAAUGUGUCCCUGUCUUCAUCAAUUGACUCCACUGACUCACAGGAUACAGUAAUUAUUGAAGAAAGCUCUUCAAGUAAAAGAAUGAGACUAGAUGAUGAAGCUAAAAAGUUGGUGGAAUCCAUUCUUGUCCAUAAACCUGGUGGGGAGCAUAUAAUAAAUGAAUACAACCGAUUUAAGACUUUGGGAGAUGAAACGAGGAGGAAAAUGGUGAACAUCCUGGCAGCUGACAUGACAGAAAAGAAUGGUACAUCACCACCAAGGCAGGUUAAAGAAAAAUAUGCCAGAGGAAUUGUGUCUUUGUUCCCUUACCUCCGUGACCCCUUGUCCAAAAAAGGCUACGAGCAUUACUAUGAUGGUGAGAGUGGCACUGGGUACUUGGCAUGGAGAAUCAAAACUAUACAAAGAGGCCUGGCUAAAGAACGAAGAGCAUCAUUUGAUGGACAAGGAUUGUCUGUUGAGGGGAUGUCUGGUGGACCAACUGUAAGACGGGAGUCAGAGUUUACUCCGGAGACUGUCUUGAGUGAGGAUGAAUGCAAGGAAGCAAUUGCAUUCAUGAACCAUUCUGCUGAUGAGGACGCAGUCAAGAAGAAGAUGAAAUUGACAUUUGACUAUCGCCGCAACAUGGUUCUGGACCCUAUGCAGUCAAGUGAUAUUUUGACAGUCUUUCCACGUUUCAAAGACGUUAAAGGCUUGAUUGAGCAAGACUUUGUUCUGAUGUUUGGAGAAGGAGUGUCAGGCAAGCUACUGGAGAAGUGGACGACUGCAUUCAAGAAAAAAGUGAUUCAGCAGUGCAAAAAGCUUCCAACCACCAGUGAUGUUGGAGAACUCCUGCUAGCAGCUGAAUCUCCAUCUGAUGACUCAGAAGAAGGUGUUAAUUUUGGUAAGAUAUUUAAGAUUAAUUUAAUACUUAGGUCAUUUUAGUA